This is a messenger RNA of Rhea pennata, 2406 nucleotides long. RefSeq names its product zona pellucida glycoprotein 1 (gene ZP1). The transcript is spliced from 14 exons. Gene Ontology annotation, molecular function: acrosin binding; structural constituent of egg coat. Gene Ontology annotation, cellular component: egg coat. Lineage: Eukaryota; Metazoa; Chordata; Aves; Rheiformes; Rheidae. The coding region runs from base 1 to 2328 and encodes 775 amino acids. The record is from RefSeq and is a predicted model, not a curated record. Gene Ontology annotation, biological process: prevention of polyspermy; binding of sperm to zona pellucida.
AUGGGGCCAGGCAUCACCUUCUCACUCCUGCAGUACCGCUACGACUGUGGGGAUUAUGGCAUGCAGCUCCAGGCAUAUCCCACCCGAGGCCGCACCGUACGCUUCAAAGUCUUGGACGAAUUUGGCACCCUCUUUGAAGUGGCCAACUGCUCCAUCUGCCUCCACUGGCUCAACACUGGGGAUGAUGGAGGAGUGAUCUUCUCCUCUGGCUAUGAGGGCUGCCAUGUCCUCGUAAAGGAAGACCGCUACUUUCUGAGGGUCCGGAUGGAGGAAGUGCUGAUCAGUGGGGUCAUUGCUGCCUCCUAUGAAGUCAACAUGACCUGCCCACAGCCAGCUGACUACAAUGUCCUUGUGGACAGGAACAUGCGCAUUGAGCACCAAGGGAACAGCAUCCACCAGACCCAGGCUGGCAUCCUUGUUCCCCUACCCCAGCCCCAGCCUGGCCUCCUGCACCAUGUAUCUCAGUCUGCCUUAGCUCUUCCUGGGCACCAGCUCCAAACCCAUUCAGACCAGGUCCACGCCAUGGCUCAGACCCAGGCGGGUCUGGCACAUCCUGGACUUCAGCGCCAACCGCAACCCAACCUGCUUCGCCCAGGGAUUCAGACCCAAUCUGGCCAGGGUCACUCAGGGGUUCAGGUCCAGUCAGGGAUAGUACACCCAGGAGUUCAACCUCAGUCCCAGCCUGGCUUAGUGCACCCAGGCGUUCAGACCCAACAAGGCCCAGCUCGUCCUGGGGUUCAGUCCCAAUCUCAGCCAGGCCUGAUUCGUCCCCUUGCUCGGCCUCAGCCAGGUUUACGUCCUGGCAUCCAGCCUCCAGCUCAGGCUGACCUGCUACGCCCUGGGGUUCAGACCCAAUCUGGCCUUGUUCACCCAGGAUUUCAGCCCCAGUCCCAACCUGGCCUUGUUCAUCCUGGAUUACAGUCUCAAUCUGGCCACAUUCACCCUGGACUACAGCCCCAGUCCCAACCUGGCUUAAUGCACCCUAAUGCUCAGACUCUGACAGGCUUGGUACGCCCUGGCAUUCAAACCCAAACCCACCUGGGCUUAGUUCGUCCUGGCCUUCAGACUCACUCUCAAGCUGGUUUGAUACACUCUGGUGUCCAGACCCAAACUGGACUAGCUCAUCCUAGCCUUCAGGCCCAGUCUCAACCAAGUCGAGUGCACCCAGGUGCCCAGACCCAAGCUGGACUGCCUGGCCUGCUGCGCCCCACGGCUCUCUUCUAUUCCUCUGCAGGGGCAGGUGCCCAGCUAACACGGGAGCAGUGCCAUGUGGCCACAGGGAAGAUCCCAUGUGUGGCUCCACAGGGCCGCGAGGCCUGUCUGCAGGUGGGGUGCUGCUAUGAUGACAUGGACCGCAUCUCUCCCUGUUAUUAUGGCAAUACAGCAACUGUUCAGUGCCUGCUGGAUGGGCAUUUCGUCAUCGUAGUGCCCCGGGGCCUCUCCACCCAGCCCUACAACCUGGACAGUGUGCGGCUGGCCAAUGCUGAGGCCCACUGUGACCCCAUCAAAGUGACAGAGGCUUUUGUGAUGUUCCGCUUCCCUGUCACUCAGUGUGGUACCACUGUCCAGGUGAUUGAGGACCGGCUGAUUUACGAGAACCAGCUAAUCUCUACCAUUGACGUACAGUCAGGACCACGUGGCUCCAUCACACGGGACAGUGUUUACAUCCUCCAUGCUCGCUGUAUCUACAAUGCCAGUGACUUCCUGCCAGUCCAUGUUGAGGUUGCCGUGCCCCCCACAGCUGCACCCCUGAUCGAGCCAGGGCCUCUCCGGAUCCAGCUGCGCAUUGCUACUGAUGAAAGCUACAGUAACUACCAUGAGGACAGUGACUAUCCCCUUGUGAAGGUGCUCAGGGACCCCAUCUACGUAGAGGUUCGCCUCCUCCAGAAGACAGACCCCAACCUGGUCCUGGUCCUGCACCAGUGCUGGGCAUCCCCCAGCACCAGCGCUACAGCAGAACCACAGUGGCCCAUUCUGGUGGAUGGGUGUCCAUUUGUAGGGGACAACUACAGGACCCAGCUUGUGCCUGUAGGACCAGCCUCGCUGCAGCUGCCCUUCCCGAGCCACUAUCAACGCUUUAUUGUCUCCACAUUCACUUUUGUAGAGGCCCCCUCCAUGGCCACGCUUGAAGGAGAGGUGUACAUCUUCUGCAGUGCUUCAGUGUGUCACCUUGCGCAGCCAGAACCCUGCCGGCCCUCCUGCCAGCUGGGAGUGCCAUCAAGAGCCCGUCGGUCUCUGGGUGACAAGAUGAGGCCAGAUCCUGUGGUCACAGUCAUUUCUCAAGGACGCAUAGUCUUCCAGGAGAGCUCCAGGGUGCAGAAAGGCUGAGCUCAAGGAUAUAGGACCUUGCCUCCAGGAUGGACCUGAGUGGACAUCUGGCUCUGCUCUCCUUUGUGGCAAAUGUGC